Molecule: messenger RNA, 865 nt
Organism: Cottoperca gobio
Lineage: Eukaryota; Metazoa; Chordata; Actinopteri; Perciformes; Bovichtidae
Gene: mfap5
Product: microfibril associated protein 5
Exons: 7
Coding region: 91-477 (128 amino acids)
Biological process (GO): embryonic eye morphogenesis
Cellular component (GO): microfibril
Source: RefSeq, a predicted model, not a curated record
AGAAGAGAAGACAAAAGAUUCAUAAAAGUAAAGCAGUUGUGGACGACAGCAAAAGUUCUCGUAAAGCUCACCCUCUUACAAGUUGAAGGAAUGGGCAGCUUUCCAGUGGUCCUGCUCCUCUGCAGUUUCCACGCGCUCACAGCUGUAGCCCAAGCCCAGCAGACCGAGAGCACUGAGGCACCUGGAGGCACCUUGCCAGACAACUGUAGGGAGGAGAUGUAUCCGUGCACCAGGAUGUACUCGGUUCACCGCCCCCUCAAGAGAUGUAUCGGUGCUCUUUGUCUCUACAGCCUCCCCCGUGUGUACGUGAUCAAUAAUGAGAUCUGUACGAGGACGGUGUGCCAACAGGAUGAGUAUCUGAAAGCCGAACUGUGCAGAGAGUUGUCCGGGUGGCCCAGGCGUAUUGAAAGGUCAUCUAAUAUGAAACGCUGUCGCAAUCGCCGUGGCAACCCCAAAACCUGGGCAAACAAGGCCUGAUGGGGCCCAGGAUGGCGAUGUGACCACCUGUGAGGAUGGAGCCUCUCUUAGAGACACAAACCAACCGGGGACGUCGUCAUAAAAACAGCCCAUAACACCAUAAAUCUACCCCUCGACACCUGGGAGUCUCUUUCACACAUACGCACAAGUGUGCUGAGUCAUAUCUAUGUUUAAUCUUUUGUGUGUGAAUAUUGAAGCUCAUUUCAUCCGUGUGUUUUUGGACACAGGUCACAUCUUCUGUGGUUUACGAUCCAUUUAAGGUACAGUAGUAAUGGGCCUGUAGCAGCACUGAGUCAUUUCCUUGUACAAAGAAAGACCCACUUUUUAUACUCACUGACAAUCCAGUAUAGUGCACUAUUGUAUCCUAAACAAUAUAUGUAUAACUACA